Molecule: messenger RNA, 976 nt
Organism: Thamnophis sirtalis
Lineage: Eukaryota; Metazoa; Chordata; Lepidosauria; Squamata; Natricidae
Source: RefSeq, a predicted model, not a curated record
AUUCGGUCGCCGGCCAAUCCUCUUGUGGUGCUACCUGCAGCUGGCUACAACUGGCACCGCGACUGCGUUCGCUCCCAAAUUCAGCGUUUACUGCAUCCUCCGUUUUCUCACCGGGAUGGCUUUUUCCGGCAUCGUGCUCAACGGCGUCUCUCUGUUUUCUGAGAUCCAAGAUGAAGGAGGAAUUGGCCUCCAUGACGUCCAAGGUUUCGGUUCUCGAUCUGGUCCGGACUCCGACCAUGCGCCGGAUUUCUCUCUGCGUCUGCUUUGUCUGGUUCUCCACCAGUUUCGCUUAUUAUGGGCUGGUGAUGGACUUGCAGAAUUUCGGCGGUAACAUCUACCUGAUCCAACUCUUUUUCGGAGCUGUUGACUUCCCAGCUAAGUUUAUUUCGGUUCUCACAAUCAGCUACAUCGGGCGCAGGUUUACCCAAGCUGUUGCCCUCAUCUUGGCUGGGUUAACGAUCCUGGCCAACAUCUUCAUCCCUCAAGAUAUGCAAACCCUUCGGACCACUGUGGCCGUUUUCGGGAAGGGCUGCUUAGGUGCCUCGUUCAACUGCAUCUAUUUAUACACUGGAGAACUUUAUCCGACGGUGCUUCGGCAAACCGGUAUGGGUCUCAGCAACACCAUGGCCCGCAUCGGAGGCAUCGUGGCUCCGGCAGUGAAGAUGACAGGAGAAUAUAUCCCAUUCCUGCCCAAUCUUAUCUACGGUGCGGCUCCCAUCAUAUCUGGAAUCGUGGCAGCCUUUUUGCCAGAAACUCGCAACAUCCCUUUGCCGGAAACGGUAGAGCAGGUGGAGAACAGAUCACGGAAUAAGAGUCAGAAGCUGGACUCCCAGCAAACCGAGGGCCUCUUGCUCUCCAGCAAGCCCGAAAGCCAGAAAACCAGCGCUUAAAAGGAGAAAAAAAUAUUGAUUUUAGGACCUCCCUUUGCACGAAGAUCUGUGAAGACCAAGGACGGUGUCACACUUGGGAAGAAUCU